AUGGGUGGAGACAUCACAAAGUAUGGUACCGGUACCGGUGGUCAGUGGAACGUCUUUGAGUCGGAGACCACUAACGGACUCGUCGCCAGGACAACCGACUCGUUGCUCAGUCGCCAUGGCGCCAAGGUCGAUCCCAUGUGUGAGUUGGAGGGAAGACAGUGCGGGCCUGGACAGCAUACCAGCCACCUCAUUCUUCGUGCCAUAAAUGUUGCGGAUGUCGGUGGUGAACUUGGGGAUUUAGUCCAGGUGGGCGAUCUCUCACGGAUUAAACUGUCGGAGUGGGAACGAAGAGCAAAGGUCAGCGGCUUGUGAUCCGUGAAAACGAAGAAGUCCUGACCUUCAAGGAAAGGCUUCACAACCAGAUAAAUAGCAAGUAGUUCACGACCAAAGGUACUGUAGCGGGUCUCAGCCGGCAAGAACUUUUUAGAGAAAAGGGCCAGUGGUCGAAUCGGACCAACAAGGUGUUGCUGAAGGACUGCACCUACGGUUACGGACGAAGUAUCUACCACCAGGGACAACUGAGCUUCGGGAGCGGGAUUCGUGACCAAGGUGGCGUCGGCAAGGGAAUUCUUGAUUCUCUCAAAAGCAGUCGGUGCUUCAGCAGUCAGCUCGGGGGGAGCCUUUGGGACCAGAAGGCAUGUUGGUGAGUGUCAGCAUAAGGUAAGCACAGUUCGGUAGGAAGAGGCGGUAGAAGUUGAAAUCGCUAUGAAAUCGCCGCAACUGACGCUUGGAGGUUAGUGGAGGGAAAUCACGAAUUUCUUCAACGUUGGAGGGAAGGGGACGCAAACCUUCAGAGUCGACCUGAUGGCCGAGGAAUUGGGACGAAGGAACACCCAGCACGCACUUGGAGGGAUUGAUGAUAAGGCAAAACUUAUCAGGGCGGUCAAACAUCAAGGCAAGGUGCGCUUUGCGUUCUCCUGAAUUUCGGUUAGCCACUAAGAGAUCAUCGAUGUAGGCGUACACAAACGAUAGGCCACGUAAGACAUGGUCAAUGGAUCUCUGGGACGUUUAGGCGACAUUACGAAGACCGAAAGGCAUGUGGAUGUAUUCAAAGAGGCCAAAAGAUGCAGUGACGGCAGUUUUAGGGAUAUUCUCAGGGACGACCGGAAUCUGAUGAAAGGCACACAUCAGGUCAAUAUUCGAGAAAACCGCUUUGCCGAAAAGGGCCCCAGCAAAAUCCUGAAGAUGAGGCACAGGAUAUCGAUUGCGAAUUGUGGCAUUGUUGAGGGCACGAUAGCCGCAACAGGGUCUCCAGUCGCCUGAGAUCGCCUUGGGCACUAUGUGCAGGGGGGACGCCCAGGGACUCUCGGACGGUCGAAUGAUUCCCAGUUGCAGCAUGUGUUCAAACUCCGCCUUCGCGGCCUGAAAACGGGCCGGUCCUAGUCGUCUAGGUCGAGUGAACACAGGAGGACCUGUGGUGCGCCGUCCCUAAAGCUAAUCCGCAUUCAUGUACGCUUGCGGAGGCAGAUUUUUUUAGUUUGGCCACAGUAUACUGCAUUGCAGGCAUCCCAGACAACUGUGUGGACGACAUUUUUUCUCUCCAAAUACCCUCCAUUAUCCUAAAGGUUCUUCUGAAGCCCACUGACAUACCCUCGGUAGUUUGAGGUGGCGCAAAGCUGUCACUUAUCCCUUUACAACUUUGUCAGUUACCGAGUUCUAGACACCGAUCCGUUGCAUUUUGGGGACUCCAGUCGGACUGUCCAAACCCGUCGUUUGAUUUUAUUGCAUGAAAGGCAGUAAAGCACCCGUCCGCAUUCGUCCACUCAGUACGACACGAGAAUAGGAACAGCCGCAAUACAGGUGGCCCUACGCUAAAUUCCCGGAGAAACAUCUAUUCACGAAUCCUAAAUCUAAACCUAGCCCUAACCCUAAACGAAGCCCUCUCUUAACCCUAACCUUAUCCCUCUAGAAGUUAACGUAAGAUUGCCCGUAUGACGGAGGGGUUGCUACCGCUAAUUCCACCGGGGGCAUCUUUAUGCAUCACCGUCGUUGCCACAGUAGUUUAACGGCGCAUGCCGAAAUAGGAAGGACGAAGGGCGUCCCGUUCUCGCAUUUUCAUAGGUCAUAAGAUGACUGACAACGCUUUUCGCUCAAGAGGGCAACAGAGUGGGUUUUAACUGAAGUAAUUGAGGACUGAUGUCAGGCCGUCGGCGUAAGUUCUUUUAGCGUCAGACGGUUUGAGUAAGAGGUUUACUAUCGCGCCCCCCCCCCCCUCAUGCAAUGUUGCCGUCAGUUUCAUCUCGCGCGCUCCCCACCGCAGUCUUCUUGAACAUCCUCGCCUCAUGGGAAAUAGCGUUUCCCCCAAACCACUCUGUCCCACGAAAAAAACUGAUUCACUCCUUCUGCCCCUCUCGUUGCCCCCUCCUCCCCCCCCCCUAUUCUCUCCCCCAACCUACAAGAGAGACUUUCGUAGUCGAAAAGUGUAAAAGACCCUCGGUCACGAUUACUGCGGUAAAAUCAAAGGUUUCAGCUUUAAAAAAGGUCGCUUUUGUGGAACUUUUUGCAUGUUUUCCAAAUUUCGUUUGCAUGUAAUGUUAAUGUUGCGCGAAUGCAAGCAAAGUUCAAAGUACCCGAGUCUUCAAAGGAUCCGAUGCCGAAAGAUUAUCUGACCGAUCAGGUGAGUGCACGCACCGAACCCUCACGUGCGCACAGGCGUAUGUGUGCAUGCGUGAGCCUUAGUCAUCUCGGCGAGUGCCCGUCCACUGGCCGGGUUCUUUGCCAUGGCGACUUGGCGCACUGCAUCGUUGCAAAGUGGAUCGACGAGGAUGUAGCCUGUAACUGCAAGACCUGGGCAUUCAGGAAUGAGCGCAUCGCUCAACAGUGACAUCAACCAGGCAUGAAACUUUUGCCGUCUCAAGCGAUGACGUCUAUCGUGUUCCGCCCGGAGUGGACGCACCGCUGGUGGAUUGCGUGGAAACUGAUUUAUGUGCAACAUUUAACCCCCCCCCUCUCUCCCUCCUCUCACACACCUUGCUCCGAUGGCAAGACAAGGGUGUUGGAAUUGGGGUGGUCGACAAGACAAAGAUCCCCGAAUCAGGCAAGACGUGUUGGGUUGGACAACCUUUACAGCCUGGGGAAGUGCGUACACAAAGCCCUACAUGCAGUCGCCACUAGCGCGCCCUCCAAGCAAGCUGUCGCUGUCUGUGUCCACCAUCGAGGUGCUCAGACCCAGCGCGUGUGCGUUUUUCGUUGUCUCAGCGUCCACCGGCCAAUCAGAGGAGAGGCAACGUUGAUUGGCUUCGAGCAAUCGCGCGUGCCAGCAGCGGAUCGACAGGGAGUGUGCGACGGACUGAAGGGAAGUGUGACAAAUCAGCGGAGGGCAAGCAGACGGGGACGGCCACAAGGUCAAGACGACCCGAGGUGGAAUCGAGCGAAGUGUCUGACAAAUCAAAGUGGCCCGUCUGCGCGUGCCACACACGACCUGACCACCGCUACAUGUGCCGGGCAGUACUAUGGACAGCUCGGAGCCCACAUGCAUGGGAGUUCCAGCGAAGUCACAGUAGGAGGAAGCCAUUGCGGCGUGACACUAAGUCCUGGGAGGAAUCUGAGUUAUCCCGUCAGCUUGGAACUUUCCAAGGCACAAUUGACAGCAGGUGAUGAUAGGUUUAGGGUCGUCAGAUCUAUUAAAAUUAGAAAUGCGUUAAUGCAGUGGGAGAGUGGGCUGCACUCCAGUGUUGUUUCUGCCAUCCCUCCUCCAUUUCCCACACUCAAGUCGCCUGUUCGAGCAUGUCUACUGACGGAAAGCAGGGACUGAUGCGAGGUGAAGGUCUGUGUUUUAUACGUGCCAGCAUACGGCAAUAAUUAUCGACUUACGUGGACUCGGCGCAACCUCAGCCCGUUGUGGGGGGUGGGGGUAAGGUAGUUAGCUAAGCAUGCAAAAGCGGAGACCCGCAACGGAAUGUAGGUAGUAAUAGCAAAGGAGCCGAGAUUGACGAAACUAAACAUUCCUGAGAGGAUCUACUUGGUAGUUCUUUAGGCUGAAUGUGGUUGAUGAAACUCCGAUGAGGUCACAAGAAAGUUCACCUUCCAAACGCUAUUGCAGGAGGUCAUUCCCUCCUAAUUCAUUUCAGAACGCGACCCAACAAAUCAUGCAAACAGUCCGCAUGCAGAUUUUACCGAGAGAUGAUAGGGCAUGCACAUUAACUGACGACGUGGUCGUUCACAGAAGAACAUUUGACGGCUUAACCAAAAAUGUGGAGCCUCUAAGGGUGCCGUCCAUAGAAUCUUAAAGAAAUACUGUUUUUUACCUAGUGGACAGAUGCGUGCGUAGGUCCAGCCACCAGCACCGCCGCCGCCGCCGCUGCCACCGCCACCACCACCACCACCACCACCGCCGCCGCCGCCACCACCACCACCACCACCAAGACAGUACUAAUAUGCGCUCGAGGUGGGCCAAAAGCUGCAAACUAG
Molecule: messenger RNA, 4410 nt
Organism: Spirometra erinaceieuropaei
Lineage: Eukaryota; Metazoa; Platyhelminthes; Cestoda; Diphyllobothriidea; Diphyllobothriidae
Source: the annotation of a GenBank genome assembly